CCCAGCUGGGGUUAAGUCGAGAGGAAGUGGAGCUCAUCAGCCUCGAUAAAGCCGAGCUCCUGUUAAGAUUUCAGGAUUAUAAGGCAAAAACAGCCCAAACCGAGUCAGAACUCCGACAGCAGAGAUGUGACAGUGAGGCAAACGCCAGGAACACUGUCGCAGAACUCAAGGCUCAUUAUGAAUCUGAAAUAGGGAGGAUGCUAGAGGGGCACGACAAGAGGCUGGCGGAGGCGAAGGCGGUGUGCAGACAGCUAACACUAAAGCUAAGGAUCGCCAAAGAGUGGUCAGGAAGACAAGCUGCCGAGUUCGAAGAACUGAAGGCUCAUUACGAGUCUGAAAUAGGGAGGAUGCAAGAGGGGCACGACGAGAGGCUGGCGGAGGAGAAGGCGGUGUGUCAACAACUAAAGCUAAAGCUAAGGAUCGCCAAAGAGUGGUCAGGAAGACAAGCUGCCGAGUUGGAAGAACUUGGAGCUGCGCUGCCCCCAGUGGGGACGGAGGACAAAGACAAAUUGGAGGACUUACGCAUACAGAUACUAGAAAAAGACAUCUUCAUCGACGCAGAAGAAACGCGGAAGGAAAACACGCGAUUCAACGAGUUAGUGAAGCAGAAAGAACUGGAGAAGAACAUCGAAAAGCUGAAGAAGACAAUCACUGGUCUGAAGAACAAGGAAGACCUCAGCGAGAAGGUCUCUGCGUUGGAGAGCACGAUCCAGGACAGAGAAAAUGUCAUCAGGGAGAAAAACCUGGAGAUGUCUCGUCUGAUAAAGGACAACAAGCAACUGCAACAGGAUUGGGCGAAAGAGAAGGACAACAACGCCGUCCUCGUUAAAUUAAACGAAGUGAAGGACAACUUCCACAGCGUUGAGGAGGACCUGAGAGCGGCGCAGUCUGAGCACAAAGACGCCAGAGACCGGGAGAACGCCGACCUGGGAGAGACCAACUCCAAUCUCAAGGACAAAGUGAGGAGAUGUGAGCCAGACCUGAUCCAGAAGAGAGAGAAGAUCAGGGACCUGACAACCGACGUGAUGCGCUUCAAGGCCAAUCUGCAGGCGUGCAUGGACUCCACCUCCGAGCCCAAGACAUUUGUAAGUAAAGUCCUCAACGUCAAAAGACACCACAUGGACACCGAGUCCAAAGUGCAGAUGGAUGGUAACAACGAGAUGGGGCUCAGAGAAGCCACAGCUGCCAAAGAUCAGCUGAUCGACAGUUACAGUCGGUGCCACCAGAACUCGUCCAGGGUGCAGGGACGUUGCCAGGAGCAGAUCUUUCAGAGUGAGGUGCGAAGCAAUCAGGACCCGAGUUCCCUCAUCAGACAGAUCCACAACAUGACCGUGGAGCUGGACCACGUCAAAACACAACUCACAGAAACAACUCAGCUUCUUGAAUUGGCGAGAAAGACACCGCUGCAGAAAGUGAAGAUGUGGAUAAAUAAAAACAUCCUGCCAACAAAUAAGGUUGCUCCAAUAGACGUAGAGGAGCCCCCGUCCCGUCUCCUGGGGGACAAUACUGUGCACCGUCGUGCAGACAACACAUUGUCCUGAUCCAGAGGACGGCAUCAUUCACGUCAAACAGUUUGUGGAGGGUGACCUCCCGAUAGUUGACGUCUAAGACCCCCCCCCCUCUUACAUUGUGCACCAUCUCCACUCCACCUUGAC
This is a messenger RNA of Etheostoma spectabile (orangethroat darter), 1655 nucleotides long. RefSeq names its product filamin A-interacting protein 1-like. The record is from RefSeq and is a predicted model, not a curated record. Lineage: Eukaryota; Metazoa; Chordata; Actinopteri; Perciformes; Percidae.